Gordionus sp. m RMFG-2023 is the source of this 1505-nucleotide messenger RNA. RefSeq names its product lysM and putative peptidoglycan-binding domain-containing protein 3-like. The coding region runs from base 41 to 1075 and encodes 344 amino acids. The record is from RefSeq and is a predicted model, not a curated record. NCBI's taxonomy places the organism in Eukaryota, Metazoa, Nematomorpha, Gordioida, Chordodea, Parachordodidae. The transcript has 3 exons.
UAUCAUAUGUUUUCGGAUCAAAUAUUGCAUGCAUUUUUAAAUGCAACGUUUUUAUCCAAACGAGAGCAUUCUUGAUAUGUUUUCACGGAAUGACGACGAAAAAGAGGGACUAUUGGAUAAUUUUAUAAAUUCCGCAUCUUCCUUAGACAAUUCAGAACCUCCUAUCUCUUUCCCACUAAGAUCGAGAAUUAAACGUGAGGCGCACAUUGAUAAAAAUAACAGUAGAAAAUCUUCUCCAAAAUUAAAUUAUAUAGAAAAAGAUCUGACCGACGGUGAAUCUUUGCACACUUUAGCCCUCAAAUAUAAUUGCAAUAUUGGUGAGCUUAAAAGGAUUAACAAUAUACAAUUAGACAAUGAAGCCUUUUGUAAAGGAAAAAUAAAGAUACCUAUAAAUUUUUACAAUAUAGAAAUAUUGGAAAAAGAAAAGGAAGAACAGCUCAAUAAGAUUAAAUUACAAAAACAACAUUUUAAACUAAAUUACCUCCAUAACUCAGAAUCAUUGAUAUCUCAUAAUAAUGAUUUAGGAUUUCCAAAUACAGAUUUCACCGAGUCAAGUCAAGAUCUUACUCAAAAUACUUUGCCAGAUUUUGCUGGCACCAAUGAUUAUCGCGGAAAUCGGAAAGCGUUAACGCCUCAAGAGCAAUUUUUCGAAACCUACGACAAAAACAUCCGUUAUCUAUCCGCAAAAACAGAUCCCAGAAUAUCUAUAAUCCCUCAUUCCGACCCAAUCGUAUUUCCUCUAUCGAAAAUUACUGAGUCCAGCAUGUUAGCAUCAAAUCCUCCUCUUUAUCAAAAUAUAGCAGCGUCAUCACUAAACGAUAAUAAUGAUGCGAAUGUCGCCAACGUCGAUUUUAAAGGUGAUCACAGAGCUAAUCUUACCCCCUCGUUUCCUUCUUUAGACAAAGCUAGGGGUGAAGGAACGGGAAAACCAUCAAAAGACGUAUUUUUAUGUCUACCUUCUGAGUGCGGUCUCAAACUUUGGAUCGUUCUGGUGAUAAUGAUUGCCCUUUGUAUAGCUUUGCCCGUGCUUGUUUUAUGGCAUUUUUUCGUGGUUAGGAAAGAAGAGAAUUGGUGAUUGAUUACCUGAUCAAUUCCAGAGUUUUUAGGCAUCUAGAAAAAAAAGUAUAAGACUUCAUAGGACUUGAAUAGUUUUUAAACUUUAAAAAAAAUCUCACUUGGCAAAAAACGGCGCGAAUUUUUUUUUUUUUAAAUUCGAAUUUUUUUUUUCCAAAAUGGGCGAAUAAUGAAUUUUAAUUAAUUUUUUCCGUCCCGCGGUUUAUAAAAUAUUUCUUCAUGAAUUCUUAAAAAUGAUAAAUCAAAAAUUAAAGAACAUUAUAUAAUCAAAUCAUAAAAUGUUAUAAUGCUUACAAAUCAAAUCUAAUUGCAUUUUUUGAAUUUAAGAUUCGGCGUACGCUCAACUCCAUACGAAAAACUGUAAAAUAAAAAAAUACUGAAAUUUUUAAAACGUAUUUUUUCUAUAUAUAUUUAAUAUAAAACUCUUUCGC